Molecule: messenger RNA, 1335 nt
Organism: Miscanthus lutarioriparius
Lineage: Eukaryota; Viridiplantae; Streptophyta; Magnoliopsida; Poales; Poaceae
Source: the annotation of a GenBank genome assembly
AUGGACGGAGACGGCUUCGACGCUUGGGGCUCGCAGCCGUCGGCAAGCGGCCCUGGCCACGCUCCCGCUGGCCUCGCGGAUCUCGACCUCAACUCGCAAGCGCCGGCGGCGGAGGGCAACGUCGACGAGCUCCUCCCUGGCCACAUCAGGGGCUUCGGCCUCCCUCCCUAUCGCCCACCGCGAGCCGAAGCAGGAGACGCGUGGGCGACUCCGGCCUCACCCUACGCCCGGCAACUCCACUUUGGCGGGUCGUCGGCAGCGACAGCCGGUCGCGGAGGAGGAAACGGUGGCGUAUUCCCCGGCGGGUCGUCGUCUGGGGCAGGCGACGUUCAUCAGCGCACGAAAUCGUCCGGCGCAGUACCCGGCCGGCAGCGCACCAACACGGCGUUACGUGGCGGCGGCGGCCAGCGCACGAACACGGCGAUCCGUGGCAGCAGCGGCCAGCGUGUACCGCGUCCCCGAGCACCGAGGGCACCGAGGAGUGCCGUUCGUGGGCAAGCAUCCGACUCCGGCGCUCCCUUCGACAUCGAUGAAGAAUUGGACGAUGAUGUGGAGGAGUUAGCGAGCUCCGGCGGUCCCCCAGUGAGCCAUGCCAAUCGAGCCCAAUGGAAUGAUGCAAAUAAUGCUUGCUUGUUAGAAUUGUGCAUAGAGCAACGUAGAGCAGGAACAUAUAAUGGUGCACAAAUGAGUGGUGAAGGGUACGAAGCCGUUGUCGAUGGCUUACUUGCUCGAAGGGGGUUGCUGUAUACCCGUCUACAGAAAAAACAAUACCUAAAGAGGCUGCAGUGGGGUCCUCCAGGAAAUGAGGAGUUGCUUGAUGAACUAUUCAGAGGGUUCACUGUCGAUGGAAGCACAGCCUUUGUGCCUAGAGAUGAUUAUGGUCAGAAUCAGGAGCAAGAUGUAGGGGCAGAAGAGGAAGAGGAGGAGUUUCAAACAACACCUACAAGUAGAAGCAGCCAGAGGAGUCAGAGGGGAAAGAGGUCAUUAAGCAGCAAUUCAAGCACUUUGACCAGUCCAGUGAAGAAGAGCAAGAGCCCAAUGGUGAAGAUUGUGAAGGAUAUAGCCAGUACCUUCAAAGACUCUGUCAAAGUCAACACUACUCAAAUACAGAAACGUGCAAGUGACAAGGCAGCAUGUUCUGUCGAGAGGUGUCAGGAGCUGGCAUUUGAGUGUGGCGUUGAGGAAACCGUUGACUCUGUCUAUGCUAUGUCCAAGAUGUUCGAAGCAGAGUACCAAAGGCAGUUCUUCUGUGGCAAAUUAACUCCUCAGCUUAGGUUGGGUUACUUCAAGAAAUGGUGCAGGGACAACAAUCUGAGCUUAGGAGGUGUUGAGUAG